GGUUGAUAAUCUGUUGUAAACAAUACGCAAGUUACGAAUAACAAUAUUGUGCGUUGCUUGAAUAAUGCAUUCCAAAGAAAAAUUCUCUACGUCGCUGCGCGCUAAAAUCUUUAAUCAGUUAUCCAAAAUAAAAGCUGCAGAUGUUAGUCAAGCCGCAAUCACACUACCACCGGAGGAACCAAAAGACUCGAAUUCCGAUUCGGAAGAUGACUCCGUAGGAUCCCUUGCCGAUCAUCUGGUCCGGCUGGAGGACAUAGAUUUGGACUCACAAUUUUAUAGCCAGCCAUUUUCAGACACGCCAGGUUCGCUCCAGGCUGUCCAAGAGACACAGCUGAAAGAAGAAAUAAGCGAUGUCGAUUCUGAAUGUGAGACGCAAAACAGCCAGAGGGUCAGUAUCAUGUUAACCCAGUUGAACGAUUUCGAACGCAAUUGUGAUGCCGCCAAGAACUUGUCCAGCAGUUUAAAUUCUGAAUGCAAUGCCAACAUUUCAUGUGGGCGACAUGAUGAAAUUGCACAGGUAAUUUGUGACCAUGAGUUUCUACAGAGCACUGAUGGAGCAAUGUGCAUCGAUGGGAAUUUUUCGGAAGAUGAAUGGGAGCCUAUACAUGGUUUUACUGAUAAAAUAUCAACGGAAAGCAUUGAGGUAAUUGUAAGCCAACCUCCAAAAAACAUCAGUAAAGUGCUAGAUGUUGAAGCACAGCUGAAAAAGUUGUUACAGGACGAACGACGAGAAAAACAGUUAUUGCUUCACAAAACUCAUUUACUUUGCCUUUUAAGUUAUGGUUUUUAUUUAAAUCGUCUAGCCAAUGAGUUAGUGCAAGGUCACCAAGACGAUAUUUUACGUACAUUGUAUGGUGUCUCAAACGAAGUUCCCGAACACAUGGAUCUUAAGUACCUUCGAACAAUCUGUGAUAUGUAUAGAAAAAACAACGGAUUCGAGGAGUUCCCACUACGAACGUCUACAAGCAAGAAUACUUCUAAUAUAGCAUAUAUGCACGUUUCAUCUAAAGAGGCCUUUGUAAUUCUGUUCACAGCUGUUUUACGAUUUAUGUGCAUCGAAGCUCGAUUGGUCAUGCAUUUGAAUGUAUUAUCCAAAAGCCUUGCUGUUGAAAGAAGAAAUAAGCACCCUACUUUGCCCAUCAUGUCUAACACGGCCAUGUCUCGUGAACGAUAUCCCAACGUUCCAUUGACAACCGCGGAAAUAUUAAAACGCAAACCAGAAUUAAUCCAUUUUUCACAGAUACCCCAAAUGGAUGGUGCUGACGAUGAAAUUGUAGCAGAGAAACGACCUCGCCUGAAUAAUGAGCUCGAUACAAGACCAAAAUUGUGGAAAUUGAAAAAAAUCAAUAACUCUAUUACAAAGGUGUCGAGCAUGGAAUCGGUCAUUAACCAACGUGACAUCAAAUCGAAAACUGGGCCGGCAACAAAAUCGUCGUUUUUCAAAAAAUCGCGCAAAACUCAGGACAAAACUAAAAAAGAAAGACAAGAUAUUAGCCCGAGUAAUCGCGCUGAUCAAUUGCCUCAACAAAACGAGCGCACAAUUUGGGUUGAAGUAUUUCUACCGGCUGAAAAGCGUUGGCUAGUAAUUGAUAUACUACUUCCUGAUAAAAUCGAUUGUUUGGAUCACGUGGUGAAAAUGCUUUCACAUCCUCUGCCAGCCUAUGUUUUUGGUUGGAGCAACGAUAACACUCUGCAUGAUGUUUCUGCUCGCUAUUGGUGGAACAAUGAAACAGGAGCCAGGAGACUAAGGGUGAUGGACAAGUGGCUGCUACCAGUGUUGCGCAAUUUUGGAAGAAAACGAAAAACGUUAUUAGACCUAAUUGAUAUGCGGGAGUUUAAGCAGCUGCGUUUCCGUGCGCCAAUCCCGGAAAAAGUUUCAGAGUUCAAAAACCAUCCAUCAUACUGCCUGAAGCGUGAUCUACUCAAGUUCCAAGCGAUUUAUCCACCGGAAGCUCCACCGCUGGGAUUUUUUCGUGAUGAACCUAUCUACGCACGCGAAUGCGUUCACACGCUUCACUCGCGCGAAGUAUGGCUGCGCCACGCUAAAGUCAUACGGCUGUACGAACGGCCCUAUAAAGUGGUCAUGUCUAAGUUGAAACGAGAGAAAACCGAGCUGGAACUGUUCGGUUACUGGCAAACGGAAGAAUAUGUACCACCCGAACCGGAGAACGGACGCGUGCCGCGUAAUGCCUACGGAAAUAUUGAGAUUUUUAAAGACUGCAUGCUACCCAAGGGAACGGUUCAUCUAAAGCAGAUCAAUAUAUCCAAAAUCUGCCGGAAGAUGAACGUGGAUUACGCUACUGCUGUGGUCGGUUUCGGAGUGCAUGCCGGAGGCAAUCACCCGGUGUUUGACGGGAUCGUUAUUUGCAAAGAGUUCGAACAACGGGUGCUAGAAGAGUACGAACGAGAAAAGGUGGAGCAAGAACUUAGAAAGCACCAGAGGCGCGAGAAGACUAUAUAUGAUAAUUGGAAAAGGUUGAUUAGAGGUUUAUUAGUCAGGAAUCGGUUAAAAUGUCGAUAUAAUUUCGACAAUCUGUGAUAAGUAAGUUUUUAGGUUUAACAUAUAUUUAUUUGUAAAAGGCCGUUUGGAACGUAUAAAAUAUCAGAUUAGCUUGAAUAAACACAUAUU
Messenger RNA from Topomyia yanbarensis, 2629 nucleotides. RefSeq lists its product as uncharacterized. The coding region runs from base 65 to 2539 and encodes 824 amino acids. Gene Ontology annotation, biological process: mismatch repair; nucleotide-excision repair. Gene Ontology annotation, cellular component: cytoplasm; nucleotide-excision repair factor 2 complex; XPC complex. Lineage: Eukaryota; Metazoa; Arthropoda; Insecta; Diptera; Culicidae. Gene Ontology annotation, molecular function: single-stranded DNA binding; damaged DNA binding. The transcript is spliced from 3 exons. The record is from RefSeq and is a predicted model, not a curated record.